This is a messenger RNA of Lagopus leucura (white-tailed ptarmigan), 2214 nucleotides long. RefSeq names its product potassium two pore domain channel subfamily K member 12 (gene KCNK12). Gene Ontology annotation, cellular component: membrane. NCBI's taxonomy places the organism in Eukaryota, Metazoa, Chordata, Aves, Galliformes, Phasianidae. Gene Ontology annotation, molecular function: potassium ion leak channel activity. The transcript is spliced from 5 exons. Gene Ontology annotation, biological process: stabilization of membrane potential; potassium ion transmembrane transport. The record is from RefSeq and is a predicted model, not a curated record. The coding region runs from base 1 to 1539 and encodes 512 amino acids.
AUGGAGCUGUGGCGCUCAGGGUCUGUUUGCACUCUCAAGCCCCCGCUGGCAGGACUGCCACCACUCCCAUCCUCUUUGCAGCACUUUACUGGCGUGAGUUACAAGCAAAGAAAUCCAGCUACCGUUGAACUGAGUCUCUCGGGAAGGGGCUGCGGUUCUUCCUGCAGUCCAAUGGACAGCGGAGGCUGCAGCGAGCGUCCUGCAGAAACGGCUUGGAGAAAAGCGACCUUAGAGCCGCAGGCUCCAACUAAGCUAGAGCUCGGGGCGGCGGGUCCUCGCCGCCGCCGGCGCCCGGCGCCCCUCAACGAGGACAACGGGCGGUUCCUGCUGCUGGCCGCCCUCAUCGCGGCGUACCUGAGCGCCGGCGCCACCGUCUUCUCGGCCCUCGAGAGCCCGUCGGAGGCGGCGGCGCAGCUGCGCUGGAACCGGACCCUGCACAACUUCAGCCGCAUCUUCAACAUCAGCCUGCCCGAGCUGCGCGCCUUCCUGCGGAGCUACGAGGCGGCCAUGGCCGCGGGCAUCCGCGUCGACGCCCUGCGGCCCCGCUGGGACUUCCCCGGAGCCUUCUACUUCGUGAGCACCGUCGUCUCCACCAUAGGUUUUGGAAUGACCACGCCGGCAACAGUGGCUGGAAAAGUAUUCCUCAUCGUUUAUGGUCUUUUUGGGUGUGCUGGGACUAUCCUCUUCUUCAACCUCUUUCUGGAGCGCAUUAUCUCCCUCCUGGCAUUCAUCAUGAAGGCUUGCCACGAAAGACAGCUGCGAAGAAGUGGUCUCCUACCUCCCAACUUCCGAAGAGGUUCAGCUAUGUCGGGGGUGGGCAGCCUCAUCGGCUGGAAGCCAUCUGUUUAUCACGUGAUGCUCAUUCUGGGAAUUUUUGCCAUCACGCUUUCGUGCUGCGCUUCUGCGAUGUACACGUUGGUGGAAGGGUGGAACUACGUCGACUCCUUGUACUAUUGUUUUGUCACCUUUAGCACCAUCGGCUUUGGAGAUUUGGUAAGCAGCCAAAACGCUGUGUACCAAAAUCAGGGAUUAUACAGAUUCGGAAACUUCAUCUUUAUAUUAAUGGGGGUAUGUUGCAUAUACUCUCUUUUUAACGUCAUCUCAAUUGUAAUCAAGCAACUCUUGAACUGGGUGUUGAAAAAACUCAGAUGCAGAUGUUGCCCAAAGUGCCAUAAGUCGAGUACCCGCCUUGGGCGUCGCAACGCCAUCACCCCAGGAGCCCGCCUGCGCCGUCACAAAAUCUCCCUGGAGGCUGACGGGCAGUACGACAGUGACACAGAUGGCAGGAGGCUCUCUGGAGAGAUGAUCUCCAUGAGGGAGCUCACGGCGUCCAACAAGGUCUCUCUUGCUAUUUUGCAAAAGCAGCUGUACGAGACAGCCAAUGGCUACCCGAGGAACGUUUGUAUCAAUACGAGGCACAACGGGUUCUCUGCAGGGGUGGGUGCUCUAGCCAUCAUGAACAACCGCUUGGCAGAAACCAGUGACUCUAGACAAAGCAGAUGCCUGCAAGACCCAGACAGACUGAAGCACAAGAAAUGAGAAGGAAGCUGAAGGAGCAAAAUGGGAAAAUGAAAGCACACUGCACUAGACUGCACUUUCUUUUCAGGCACACAGCUUCAUAGGUCUCUGUAACUGAGCUGCUGUUACUAUUUGUUAUGAUGAACAUCAGAGGAACUUUGCUUCUGUUAAUUCCCUGGGUUUGGUGUUUGCUGACUGCUGUGUUUCACUGUGUGAACUGGGGAAGGAAUGCCCCAUCCACACUGGUUUCCUGGUGGCAUCACUUACCCCUUUGCAUUCAUUGCAUACAUAAAUUCCUGUAAUUGGUUGAUGAGAAAGUACCAGUAUUUGUUCUCCUUGAGAUGAUGCUUCCCAGCAAAACAGCAACUGAAAUAAGUUUGAAGAUUGAAGUCUGCUUAAAUGAUUGACAUUUUAAAAAUGAUUUAAUUCUGGGUUGACAUCCAGCACACCCAGUAAUUGUGAGUGCUUUUAUCACCCAGCUGAUUUUCUGUGUCAGCUCAGGAUUUUCCCAGGAUAAGAUCUCUGAGCACAGAGGACUAAAAGCCAUACUCAGCUCACUCUACUGGUAUGUUAUAUACAGCUUGCCACCAAACGGAGCAGACAUGUUUGGCUCCCUUCAUACAUGGUUGGAAAUGGCAUUGGAUCGUUGCCGUGAAGCUCUUACAAAGACUCUUGAAAUAAACAGGAGAAAACAUU